AUGCCAAAUACACGCCAAUCUAAGCCACAAGCCUCCCACAUUGUUGCAAGACAUGUAACUCCUUGGCCUUUUCAUACCUGGGGGCUUAACUUAAUUGGGACUAUACAUCCACCUUCUGAUGGCUACAUAUGGAUCCUCACCGCCACUGAGUAUUUCAUAAAAUGGGUAGAGACAGUUCUCCUUCGAAAGGCCACGAGGGAUGCUAUCUCAAAUUUCAUUCUUAAAUACAUCGUGUGCAUAUUUGGAUUCUCAUACAAAAUCGUCACUGACAAUGGCACGCCUUUUGUUAACAAGCAAGUGAACUCGGCACUUAGUGGCUACAGUAUCAAGCAUCGUCUCUACAUGCUUCAUUAUUCACAAGGAAACGAUCAAGUGGAGGCCAGCAACAAGACUUUACUGCGAAUUCUGAGCAAAAUGGUGUAUGAGUAUGAAGGGGGUUGGAGUGUUCAUCUGCCAAAUGACUUAUGGGCUUACCGCAUCUCCCCAAGAAGUGCCACAAGCUUCUCACCUUAUUCACUCAUAUACGGGUCCGACGCCAUCUCACCUGUCGAGAUCACCAUCCCCACUACUAGAGUAUUAGCCGUUAACGACCUUAAAUGGGAUAUGAGGUCAGCCUCGGACUUUCGCUUGUUAGACCUCGAAGCCUUGGACGAAAAAAGAGCAGAAGCUGAAAGGAGGACGGCAUGCACUUUACCACAAAAUUGUUGCCCAAGUUUAUAA
This is a messenger RNA of Prunus mume (Japanese apricot), 720 nucleotides long. RefSeq lists its product as uncharacterized. Gene Ontology annotation, molecular function: nucleic acid binding. Lineage: Eukaryota; Viridiplantae; Streptophyta; Magnoliopsida; Rosales; Rosaceae. The record is from RefSeq and is a predicted model, not a curated record.